Lolium perenne is the source of this 1407-nucleotide messenger RNA. RefSeq names its product NADPH HC-toxin reductase 1. The record is from RefSeq and is a predicted model, not a curated record. Lineage: Eukaryota; Viridiplantae; Streptophyta; Magnoliopsida; Poales; Poaceae. Gene Ontology annotation, molecular function: oxidoreductase activity, acting on the CH-OH group of donors, NAD or NADP as acceptor.
CACGGAUGCAUAGACGCAGUUCCAGAGGGGAGGGGAGAACACGUACAGUAUACUGCUAAGAGGAGUAUAGUAGUCCGAGACAACAAGGGAGGAGAGAUGAUGAGCAGGGUGUGCGUCACCGGAGCCGCCGGCUACAUCGCGGCCUGGCUCGUGAAGAAGCUCCUGGAGCGAGGCUUCAUCGUCCACGCCACCCUGAGAAACCUCCGUGAUGAGAAGAAGACGGCGCUCCUGAAGGCGCUCCCUGGCGCGGCGGAGCGGCUGACGCUGUUCCAGGCGGACGUCUACAACGCCGCCACCUUCGAGCCGGCCAUCCAGGGCUGCGAGUUCAUCUUCCUCGUCGCCACCCCGCUUCUGCACGACGCCACCAGCACCAAGUACAAGAACAUCACCGAGGCUAUCGUGGACGCCCAUCACAUGAUCCUGCAACAGUGCGAGCGGUCCAAGACGGUGCGGCGCGUCAUCCACACGGCCUCCUGCCUGGCUGCAUCGCCGCUCAAGGAGGAUGGCGAUGGGUACAAGGACUUUGUCAAUGAGUCAUGCUGGUCUCCACUCAACGUUACCUAUGGCUACAGCAACUUCCACCUCGACGGGUACGUGACAUCCAAGAGCCUAUCAGAGAAGGAGCUGUUGAGGUACAACGAGAAGGGGGAGGACAGGGCGUUCGAGGUGGUCACACUUGCGUGCGGGCUCGUCGGCGGUGACACCAUCCAGCCCAUCCUGUGGAGCAGCAUCCCGUUGGUGGUGUCGCCGCUCACUGGCAACGAGGCCUACCACAACUCCCUCAAGUUCAUGCAGGCGGUCAUGGGAUCCGUGCCGCUGGUGGACAUCGACGAUGUAUGCGAUGCACACAUCUUCUGCAUGGAGCAACCGGCCAUGGCUGGCAGGUUCUUGUGCAUCGCUGGAUACCCCACCAUGCAGGACUACGUCGCCCGCUUCGCUACCAAACACCCCGAGCAUAAGAUACUCCUCAAGAAGGUGGUAGGAGAGGGGGUAAGGGUGCAGGGCAACACCAACAAGCUUGGGAAACUAGGGUUCAGAUACAGAUAUGGGGUGGAGGAGACGCUGGACCGCAGCGUGGAAUGCGCCAAGAGAUUGGGAGAGCUCUAAACUACUACGCCACCACAUGCCUCAACUCCGCUAUUGUAAAGGACGGACCGGGGCCGACGUGCCACCAAUAUCCUACGUAACUGGCGGGAAAACCUACUUUUGAAUUCGAAUUUGGUAGCCAGCUCUCGAAUUCAAAGUAUAUAUGGUUUUGGCUGGUAGGUUUUCCCAUCGGUUACAAUAGAUUCCCAAUAAAACGUAGAACUACAUAUUCUCGUGGUUUGUAAGACUUGGAUCUCAUGUUUUAAUAUUUGUAUCUAGCGUUGCAUGUUAAUAUAUAAGGUGUGUUUCAGUCUUGAGUUA